AUGGUUCAUACUGGGGGAGCAGAGGACUGCAAAGACAGUUUGGAUGACUUCCAAGAAAAGAUAUGGCACCUCUUGAUUCUGCAAUCUAUUUUGGCCAUUGCUGGGAAUGGCUUUGCCAUCUACCGCUUCGUGGUUCGGGAACGCCCCUGGCAUACUGGCAUCGUCUACUCCUUCAACCUGGCUGUUAGCGACCUGCUUUAUGCAUUCUCCUUGCUGCCCUUAGCAUUUUAUUAUCAGCCACCCAAAGACUGGAAAUAUGGCUCCGUUUUCUGUGUGCUGGACCGUUUCGUCUUCUUCUGCAACCUUUACGGCAGCACCUUUUUCGUUGCCUGCAUCAGCCUGAACCGCUAUGUGGCCGUUGUUCACCCCUUCUUUGCCCAUGGCCGAAUCGAGCCCCGCCAUGCCAAGCUCCUUAGUGGGGCAGUGUGGUUGCUGGUGGUGGUCAUCUCAGCGCCUGUCCUCAGCUUUUCCAAACUGGAAAAGAGUAAAAAUAACACCGUAACCUAUUGUCUAGGAAGUGCCUCAAAACCAGAACUGCCCAGCUACUUGCCCUAUAGCUGGUUCCUAGCGGCUUUUGGGUGCGGGCUGCCAUUCAUCCUGACCACCUUUUCCUGCGUGGCCAUCACCUGCACGGUCGUCCGCAACUGUAACAUCACAGCGGAGGAGAAAUCCAAGGUGAAAACACUGGUUUCUGUCGUGGUGGUCCUCUACGCCCUUUUCUACUUGCCCUUUCAUGUCUUACGCAACCUGAACCUUUACUCCCGCAACCACGGAAGGUGUGAUGAGCUUCUCUACAACUUCUACCAGGUGACCAAGAUCUUGGUCAAUUUCCACAUUUGCAUCCAUCCAUUGGUCUAUGCUUCCCUGACCAACUGCAUGCAGGAAUACUUUGGCAGAUAUUUUCCACGGUGCAAAGGUGUGCGAGAGAAGAGCGUGGAAUGGAAAAUGUACACCCAGCCCUCUUCUCUGUGCCUCCAGGACCAGAGCUGAUUUUGCUUCCGGCAGGCCUGACUGUUUAUUGACAAUCCCUUUGCUGCAAUGUGGUGAGGCUUUGCAAUGAACUGGAUCCCUACUAAAGGAGAGGUUU
This is a messenger RNA of Elgaria multicarinata webbii, 1087 nucleotides long. RefSeq names its product P2Y purinoceptor 11-like. Gene Ontology annotation, cellular component: plasma membrane. NCBI's taxonomy places the organism in Eukaryota, Metazoa, Chordata, Lepidosauria, Squamata, Anguidae. The transcript has a single exon. The record is from RefSeq and is a predicted model, not a curated record. Gene Ontology annotation, biological process: calcium-mediated signaling; G protein-coupled receptor signaling pathway. The coding region runs from base 1 to 990 and encodes 329 amino acids. Gene Ontology annotation, molecular function: neurotransmitter receptor activity; G protein-coupled ATP receptor activity.